This is a messenger RNA of Carassius auratus (goldfish), 9756 nucleotides long. Its product is annotated as nuclear receptor-interacting protein 1-like. Gene Ontology annotation, molecular function: transcription coregulator activity; signaling receptor binding. Gene Ontology annotation, biological process: regulation of transcription by RNA polymerase II. Lineage: Eukaryota; Metazoa; Chordata; Actinopteri; Cypriniformes; Cyprinidae. Gene Ontology annotation, cellular component: nucleus. The record is from RefSeq and is a predicted model, not a curated record. The transcript has 2 exons. The coding region runs from base 4828 to 7977 and encodes 1049 amino acids.
UUAUUUGAAAGUUCAGAAGAAUCAUGUAAUGUGUCCUUGCUGAAUAAAAGUUUACUUUUAAAUGGAAGUGUACAUUAAAAAAAUGUGUCCAUCAGGAUUGAAUGAUAAUUGUAUUCCAAAGGGCCUUUAUUUAUACCAGCAUGUAUUUUUAUUUAUUUAUUUUUUUUUUAUUUAUUUCAUCACUUUCAUUGUUUCGAUUGUGGAAAGAGGACAGGCUGUGAUGGCGGGAAUGGGAUUAGGGAAAUUCUAUGAGCUGGAUUUGAAUUUGUGUUGAUGACAAAUCAUUUUUUAACUUUUAUUUAUAUAUUUUUUUUGUGUGCAGAUAGAGAGCGAGUAUGGGAGGUGGGGUUUAAAGAUUCUUCUCCACCCCCAAAUUAUGAUAAAUAGUUUUUCUCCUCUGACAUACCUUUCCCCUUGAGUGUUUAUAUGGGUGACUGCUCAUGUGUUUCUUUGGUGUUUACCUCGGGCGCAUCUGUACCUGUGUGUGGUGGCUGCAGGUGCGUGUUUGGUUUCUGUUUUGUAUAUUCCUGGCUGUAAAUGUGUCCACGUGUGUGUGUGUGUGUGUGUGUGUGUGUGUGUGUGUGUGUUUGUGUUCAAACCCGGCCAUGCAGCUGGGGUUGUACUUCAGGUUUGACUUUCACCUUGUUUCCCCCGUAGCUGUUUUGAAAGUGUCGAGUGGAACGACCGUGUAAUCUGUAUCCACACAGCCUUGAGGGCAGCAGUGAUCAGCCCAGCUGUUUUCUCAUUCCCUCCAGCCAAGGAAAAAGUUGAAAUGUUUGUUUGAGUGAAUGCGUGAGAGCGGAUUAUUUGUGUGUGUGCGUGUGUGUUUGGAGAGAGAGGGAUUCAUUAGUAUUCUGCUGAGGAGUCCUGCCGGUAGAGCAAAUUGAUUACCACACUUCACCUGUCUGAGCCUCCUGAGAUCUGCAGCGAAGACGCCUGCUUUGUCUGUGCUCCCGUCGCCUCCGUAACGGAGGGCCGCUCUCAUUAGCCAUAAUUAAACAAAGCUUAUAGUUGGGACACUGUUGUCUUACGUAGUUCUAGAGAGUGUGAAGAUUGCUGCUAUAGUCCUGAGGGCUUUCUAGAAGAGGCGGAUUCUAGCAGUUGUUAAGGUGUUUUCUUGGAGGGGAAAUGGAUCGUUUGUGCGUUUGUGUGUGCUUUAAAUUGAAUCAUCCGUCUAGGUGACCUUUGGAGUAAUACUGCAGUAGCAUGGGAAUUCAUAUCUGUGCUAAACACCUGUAAAGUGCUGAAGAAUGAAUCUGAAUGCACCACAUGCCAUUCAAAAUGGUAUUCCAACUUGAAGUAGAAAUGAAAUCCGAAUUUAAACUAGAACCAACGUUUGAAUUUGAAUAGAAUAAAUUAAAACAAAAAUCAUGAAAAAAUAAAAAAUUUAAGAACCCUUUAUUUCCUUCAUUUCAUGCCAUUAGCUGUAACAUUUCUUUGAAUUGCAAUUCUGUAAAUUCCACUUCCUAGCAUUUGCAAUUCAAAUUCCAGUGUAUCUUCUUGUGGGAAUGGCCAAUUCAAUUCAAAGCUUAGAGGUGUAGCAGGAUCUGUGGUGUAGUAGUAAUAGGAGCAGCGAGGAGCAGGGGAAGAUCGAUUUGGAACUGCCUGUGUUGUGAUUAAGGAGACAGCGGGUGAGUAGAUAUGGAGGAGUUGGCAAGUGGAGUCAAAGUGUUUUCUGCGAGUAGCAGGAGUGUGUGUGCUCUACAGCCCCAGUGAUAAGAGUGGAGAGUGAAUGAGAUGCUGUUAUUGUACUCGGGUGGCAUUUCGUUGGCAAGUUCUGCCAACAUUUAUGCCAGCUGGAAUGAUGUGCCAAGAGGAGGAACCCAGGUGCUUUGUCUUUUCAUUGGUUAAGUGCACUUAAUCGAUUAAGAAAAUUAAUAAAAGCUCUGUUUUGAAUGUAAUUUCUAGCUGUAUGCUGAAGUUUAUAAAUAUGAAAAUACUGGAGUUCCUUGUGAGCCGAGCAACAGAAUUUAAUGAGCUGUAGGAAAUGCUGACCUUGUGUGAUUAUAUUGUAUGAACUUAAUGGAACCAAGUAAUUCAAUGUAAAAUUUCGACUUGAAUUUUAUUCCUUUGAUUGUAUUAAUGUACCAUAUUAAUUUAUAUUUUAUUUUGAAACAUUUACAACCCCUUUUUGUAAACUGCUCCGUCAAAGUCUGUUUUUGAUGUCUUUGUGUUUCUUUUACUUCUGCCCCCCCCCCCUCCAUUUUUACAACUGAUUUAAAAAUUCUAAAGAAACAACAAGUUUAAUUUGUAGUGUUUACUAACUGGUCAUGUUUCUUUAAAUAAGAUCACCGUCAAAGGGCAUUUGUGUUUUGUUUCUUAGCCGUUUUUUUUUUAUUUCAUUUAUUUAUAGCAGACUCCGUUUGCAGAGCUCCAUGGGGCUGUUUAUUUGCUCUACGUUCUACUUCAAAAGAGCAAAAGUUCACUGACGUGGACGUUUCAGUCGUGUUUGUUGAGGUAGCACGUCGCUCCCCUUAUUACAUUUUUUUUCAAGCCAUAUUGGAUUUACAAACUCUGUCCGUCGUAUCUGAGUGAACACCAGCUGCCUACAAUAACAUGAUGGAAAGCGAUUCACACAGCUCCCUUUCCUUUACAAUUUAUUUAACCUUGGCUUGCCUUUAACGCCGGGGAAGCGAAUCUGGUGUCAAAUAUUAGCGAUACGCACAGCAAGGACUGGGUUGUCACUUUUUAUUAACACGGAGAGCUUUGCAUGGUCUCCAGCUGUUGCGUGCACUGACACUCAGACAUACUUGACCUUGACUCGCAGCACUGUUCCUGCGGCUCACCCUAUUUUUAAUCAUGCAUUUUAAAUGGUGCAAAUGGAUUAUGGUUCCUUAUAAUGGGGAUCAUUCGUUAACCUUUUUUUCUGAUAGGGUACUUUGUGGGACGUGUUGAAUUCCAAUUAAUAUCCUACCCCAUAUGCUGGGAUCGCCAGAUUGGCUUUGGACAUCAAAUCCCUGACAUUUGCGUCAAGAAGUCCAGCGUUCACAGUUAAGGCCAUUUUUUUGGGUCCAGCUCCUCGAGGGAAAUUGCCUUUCAGCCACUGAUGAUGGUUUGACCUUCCUGCUCAUGGUGUCUGGGAGAGCAAAGAAAGACGCCCUGCCAUGAUAAAGCUUCCUGUCUGCCGCUGUUCCCUUCACUACUGGCUAGUGAAAUCACUUAAAAUGCUGUUGGGUGUGAAUGUUUGACAUUGUCAGAGAUAAUGGAUAAUCACUUGCAGACCGCUGGAGGGAGAGAGACGGAGGGGAAAAGAGAGCGAGGGAGAGAGAAAACAUAUUUUGUAUUUCUUGUGCAAAAGGGUCAUGUGUGGGAAAGGCGAAUGGAGGGUAUGCUUUGAGAUCGCACCUUAGAUCUGUAUUUCCUGUCACAUGUAUACCUGCUUCCUCUCAAAAUAAGGUCUUGUGAAAUACAAGUCUUUAUUUGCUGGAAUCUUUGAUUGAAACUCAGAAGAAAGAAAGUUAUAUAGGUUUAAAGUGACAUGAGGGUGAGUAAAUGAUAACAGAAUUAAAAUUUUUGGCUUUACGAUCCCUUAACGGUUUCCUUUAGUUUUCAUUGGCGAGAUCUAAUCUAGCAUGUUCCGAUUGUAGCCCAGUAUUGAUUUGUCUUGAAUGAUGUGUUUACUUCAUUGUUCUUAUGGUCCAGUUUUUCAGCCUGUCUUGUUUAUCUUCUUUAUCCACCUGUCCCAAGUUUGAACUUUUAUUUGUAGGGUAGCAGCACCUCCUUUGGCGGGAAAUUAAUCUUAAUCUGCCACAUUAAGAUUAGCGCGAGACGUCCGAUGGCCCCGUUCUAGCAGGUUGUCCUCUUUGUUGUUAAAUUUAGGUCAGUGGCCCAAGCUGAUCCUGUAACUGAGACUGAAUUAGUUAUUGAAUUAGUUUUCCUAUUUUCUGUCCUUGCAGUCGUAACCUGUUGCACCCGACCUUUGCAACUUAAUGCAGUUUGCAUCAAAUUUAAAUGCUUGUGACCUUGUGCUGAUUCUUGCAGGGUUUUCCUGUCACGUCAACUUGAGGAUCUCAAGUUGCUACGGCAAAUUCAGGAUAUUCCAGGCGUGAGCAUGCUGGUGAAUUGCUGUAACCGCAUCCCCAGCUCAAGGUCGAGCUUAACUCCUCUGCAAACCGCUGUAACAUGUUUAACCGAUGCUGAAGGGGCAGGACAUGGAGGGUAAGAAGCUCUCUGGCAGCGGAGCACUGCUUAAGGGGAGCUGGAAUCCUGUAUUAAUUAACCUUUGUGGUGGUGGCCCUGACAGUGCGAAGUCAGGAGUGUUUAUGGAAGCAGUUCUGACAGGGUUCAGACCUGUCGAGCGAGCAGCCAGCGGUGCUGUCAUGUUAUCUGAUGCCAUGACUCUGUGGAGGAGAGGUCUGACAGGUGUGCCAUGUGUGCCCCUCUACACCUGCCAACCCUGCUGAGCCACUACUGGCCUGAGCGUGAAGGGCUGCUGACAGCCGUUUUUGAAUGGGUUCCCGUGUGGCCACGUCUGAGAUCAGAAGAGCAAACAGGCAACACUGAGCUUUUGGUUCCUCCCAGAGGAUCUCCCAAAUAUAGAGCUUCUGGUUCAUCAGGACAAGUAAACCUCCUCAUUCCUCUGGUUGUGCUUACAGCAUAUUUCAAAGCAGUUCAGAUUUACUCAUAGAAUGCGCAGCGAUGCCAGGUGGGUUUUCGGGCUUGAAAUUACAAAUACCCACUGGUCCUGUAUGUAAAACUCUUUGACUGAAAAGGACCAAAUUUCAAAGCACGGUUGGAGUUCUCUGCUCUCAUCAUUUAUGGCACAGAUCUUACUAACACAUUUUCAUUACUUGUAAAACAUCACAUCAGGGCAUCCUACUAUUGAACAUGACUCAUGGGGUGGAGUCUGGCCCUGAAACUCACCAGGAUUCUGCUGCUUUAACAUAUCUGGAAGGUUUGCUAAUGCAUCCGGUCACCACUGGACCUGCUGCCACUGUUACACAGAGGUCAGAACCUGUCCAAAACAAUGAAGAGAAUGUCAACAGAGUGACUAGGGUGUUUCAGCUCCCUAACCAUGGCCCCACCUCACAAGACAAGAGUAGCCCACCUAGUGCAGCCUCACAGCACCUUAAAAAAGCCAGGCUGCUUCGCUCAGGAGCAUGGAGUGAAGAUGACAGCCAGAAACGAACAGGCACUGUAGCAGAAGUGAACGGACAGAGAAAGGAGCACUACAAAGGAGGCCUGGAUGGCUCGGAGCAGGGGGAGAGCACCUUGCUGGCUUCUCUGCUGCAGUCCUUCAGCUCUCGGCUGCAGAGUGUCGCCUUGUCACAGCACAUUUCUCAAAGCCACAAACUGCUCGACGGGGACAGUAGUGUAAGUGCUUCUGCUGAUAAGGAAACCUACCAGAGUUACGGCACGGCAUCAGGCCGCCUAAAAAGCCUCAUGAGGAAAAGCAAGCAACAGAACCAUAACACAGUGCCUUACUGUCGGCAGAGCAACCAGAACCGAAGCUCAGAUUCUCCUCAUUCUUCUCAAAGCUCUGCACAGCCCACAAGCUCUGAAUCCAUGUCCUGCACUGAGCGACUCAAGGCUGUUGUCAGCAUGGUACGCACUAGGUCCAGUCCAGCCCCUUCACCCAAGCCCAGUGUCGCCUGCAGUCAGCUGGCCUUGUUGCUGUCCAGUGAGGCUCAUCUACAGCAGUACUCCAGAGAGCAGGCCAUAAAAGCACAAUUAACCAGUAGAUCAGCCAGCGAGAGGCUAGCAGCCAUGGCUACUCAACAAACGCAGGAUAAAAGGCCUCCCAGCAUGGGGCAGCCAACAACUGCCCCAGACAUGCUAAGCUCCUUAAAUGUUCAAAACGGAACACUCCGCCCACCAGCUGUAAACUCCAGCAAAAAUAUCCCUUCCCUUUCCUCACCCUCCAUGAGACCCCCCAAAGAGAGACAUGGUCGACCACCACAAAACUGCAGCAGCCUGUUGCUUCUACUUCUGAACAAUCACAACUCCCAGCAGCAGCUCACCAGGAAUGGACACCUGGAGGAUGACUAUGGCAUCCUCCCGAGUGGGGCCUCCUCCCUGCAUUCUGACAGCGAAUACUCCAGCCAGGAUAACAGCCUGACCAAAGACAGCAGUGAUGCUGAGAGCCUCUCCAGCUGUUCCCCCAUCGACCUUUCCAUGAAAAGCAGAGCACCUAGCCAAAAAUCCAAAGCCUGCUCUUCCUUAACCCCCUCUGUGGAUAAGCUCACAGAGUCUCUCAUAAACAAGUGGAAGCCGGAACCUUCUGUGCCAAAGGUCCAUGAGGCCACAGAUCUGGAUACCAGCCCAGACGUGAAAUCCCAUGAUAAGGUCACUCUAAUGCAGUUACUGCUGGACCGCAAAAAUAACGAGAAGGUAAACAAAAGUUCAGAUAAUCCUAGUUUGCGAUCUGACACAAUAAUCAGCAGCUCGACUGCAGGCCCACGUAAAAGGAUUGGCACAACUGAGGACAGCAGAACGCAGAGUCCUCUGAACCGGCAAACAGCUACCUUCAGCUCGAUCUCCCCUUCAUACUCCUUACCCUCACCCCAUGCCCAGUCCAGUCCCUUAGAUCUGUGUAAGUCUAAAGCUCACGUAAGUGAAAAGACACUGGAGCCUCCUUUCAGUGCCAGCAAGCUACUACAAAAUCUGGCCCAGAGUGGUAAAAACAACUUGUCACCCUCUCCCCUUCACAAGCCGACAAGCAGAAGGCAAAGCCCAGAACUUGAGCUUGACAAGCCUCAGGCACUUUUGGAUCAACUUGUCUUUCCACACAAGCGGAACAGAGCCUCCAUGCUAGAUGGAGGUUCCCCUUCUGCUCUCCCAGCUCCUAAAUGUGAGCAAUCACCCUCUGCCUCAACACAGAUAGAAAACCUUCUUGAGAAACGCACUGUACUGCAGCUUCUCUUGGGAACAACUUCCCAGAAGGAAAGAACCAGUGGGCACAGAGUCUUGGAAGUAACCUCAGGGGGACUGGAGAAACCUCACAGGGGCUCUGUCAACUGUGACAGCUCAAACGGACCUUCUCCACAACUUAAGAUCAAAACUGAGCUAGUAGAGGAUAAUCUCUCAUCAGAUAGCUCUGAUGAUGGGGUGCACAAUCAGAGACGAUCAUCACAACGCUCACCUAUUGCUGAAGCACAGGGUACAAUCAAAUCUGAGCUAUUUCCUACAGAAACAGCUGCUAAAUUUGGACUUCUCAGCCAUCUUUUGAAACAGCAGAAUGCUACCUACCAUUCAAACCCACAUACCAGGCUCCUCGGGAACUCUGUAAAAGAGGAACCAGUGGAUUUUCAUAGCCCCGUUCCCAAGAAGAGAAAACUGUGCAUUGAGCUAGCAGAGCACCUAAGUAAUGAACUCUGUCAGCCAUCUCGAAAUACCACUAGUGACAAUCUGGUGUCUGGAAAACCUGAAUUUAAUGUUAGAGGUCUGGCAAAACCAAAAGAAGAAGAGUUACUAGGGAUUCCUAGGAGCAAAACCCCUCUCUCCAGAGAAAGCCAAGGCUUCAAUGUUCUUAAGCAACUCCUCCUGUCAGAAAACUGUCUGAAAGAGCUAUCCCAACCCAGAGGGACCCCAAGUCCCUUCAUCCCUCAGGCAAACUGUACAGCCAAUGGGAACUUAACCCAGUCUUGUUUCCCUCAGGAGUCAUCGUACUUACCGUGGUACCCCUGUUCUAGCAGUACAAAUUCCAAAACAGCACCUGCACCUGUUGAUACCACUGGGGGGUCGCUAGUUUGGGCUAAGGGAUCUCCUAAAGCCAGUCCUAAACCUGUUAAAAAAGAACCUGAGGGGUCUCCUGGAGAAAUUUUUAGCAGGGAGGGGAGAUCCAGUACAGACUCGCCCCCUUUAACCAGGUCUAAUCCGAUUCUUUACUACAUGCUUCAGCGGGGAAACGGUCAGCUCAGACCUGAGAUCCGGGAUCAGGUGGAGCCGGCCCACUGUGUCAUGGGUGACAAAGUAGAGUCGUGUAUUGACUAUGAGCACAGAAUAAACUCUCCUGUCCACAGACAGACUCCGAGCUAGAGAGAAGAGACUAUGGAAAAUUGGUAGACAUGAACUAUCAAAGAUUGAGAGAAGCUGAAGAACUGUGCGUAUGGUCAUUUGACUAUAAUAUCUGUUUUUUUUAUCUUCAUUUAAAAACAGAACCUGAAUAAAUGUAACCAUGGAACAUGGUAAUUCAGUUUAAAACUUUGGCGUAUUGUCCAUUUGUUUGAUGUGUUAUUUUUUUUUAUUGAAGGUGAUUCUCCAUGAUAUAAUUAUUUUGUAUACACAUAUUGGAAUGGGUUUUUUUUCUUUAGUAUAUGCUAAGCUAACUGCUUUGUCCAGCACAAUGUAAAAUGUCCACCACAAAAAGCUUUUCCUUUUUCCACAACUGAAGAACAUCCUAUUAUGUGUAUUAUUGAUGAAUCCAGAAAUGUUACUGCUAAUUUCACACUAUAUUUAUCUACAGCCAAAUCAGGACCCUUUUUUCGUUUUAUUGAGGGCAAAGAAAAUUGUACUGUCUGAGCACAAUAUUAGAUUUGUGCAUUGAAAAGUCCAGUUAUAAAGUAUAUUUUCAUACAGCAGAAUUUAAAGGAAUGUCAGUGCAAUCUAUCAGGUAUCUUUCUUGUAAAGCUAGCUGAGGUCAAGAGGGUUUUCACGUUAUAACAAGGCAACAACAUUUACUGGAAUGUUCUAUAAUCGUAGCUUAGUUAGAUUUAGAAUGCUUUAUUUUUCAUCAGGAAUGAAACUAUAGCUGUUAUGUGGUGAUAAUGGCAUGACGUAAAAAAAAAAAAAAACCUGAGUGUCAUAUUUUUAGCCAGUGAAAUGUAUCUUUUUACAAUUUCGUAUAAUAUGUUGUUUUGUAUCUUAUCUAAAAAUCCUAUAUGUAGCAUUCACACAUUUACGGUGUUGACAAGAAUUUGAAUAUUGAAAGAGAUGAUACAGUUUGUCCACCAAAGCCAUGAGGGGUAAAUAUGAUAUUUAUGGAUACUGUUUAAAUCAGACACUCUACUGUGAGAAGGGAUUUGAAUUCAGUCUGAUUCUUUUUAUUUUUUAUGUCCACUUUAUUUGCAUCUUUUUUUUUUUUUUUUUUUUUUUUUACAGGACCAUCACUUGAGUCUUAAACAUUAUCCAACAACAACAACAAAAAAAAAACAAUUACAGAUUUUAUUCCACAUUUUCUGUAUGAUUCAUAUGUUUUGACAAUGAUUAGAUACAUUUAUGUAAAUAUUGCUUUCAAGAUAACUAUUUUGUAUUGUUCAAGAGAAAGAAAAAAUAGUUUUUAACGUCUUGCGUUGUACAUAAGAAAACUGUAAUAAUGUAAAUAUGGGUACUGGAGGAUGACACUUUUCUGCAUGUCUAUGUUGUGCUAACGAUAAUCUUUGUUCACAUCUACUGCUCUGUCCGAGGCUCUUUGCUGCCUGUAGCAUGCACACGCAUGGGGAGUCCCUCUGUUAUGGGGAAAUGUCAAGUCUUAAAAUAGAUGUUUUUAUCAUGGAGAGAUGGGUACUUAAACCAUAAUUGUCUGUAAAUGCAGUCCUUGACUGUUUAAACCUGCGGAAAUAUGUGCAUAUUUUUUCCUGAAUGGUUUUGUUUGUUCCCGGUUAAAAAAAAAAAGAAAGAAAGAAAGAAAAAAACUAAAAACAACAUUGCUUUGUUUAAUUUAGAGACAAUCUGCAAUGUUGUGGCUCUGCAUUGUGAAUAACUAAAAAAAACCUUGUUUUCAUAUAAUCCUGUGAUUACUGGAGCCUUUUGGUUUUCUUAUGUUCUGUCUUUGGUGUUUAUUUGCACUGAUAGCGUAAUAAAAAAUUGAAAUGCACA